Elgaria multicarinata webbii is the source of this 691-nucleotide messenger RNA. Its product is annotated as phospholipase A2 inhibitor gamma subunit B-like. The transcript is spliced from 5 exons. NCBI's taxonomy places the organism in Eukaryota, Metazoa, Chordata, Lepidosauria, Squamata, Anguidae. The record is from RefSeq and is a predicted model, not a curated record. Bases 1 to 672 code for a protein of 223 amino acids.
AUGCAUCGGCUGGCCGCCUUUUGCUUCCUGCUCACGUUGCUGGCUCCAGGCAAUGCCAUCUUCUGCCACAACUGCACCAGCACUACAAGCUAUAACUGCACCACGGACCAGCAAAAAUGCAGCUCCACUGUCAACAGCUGCAUCACCAUUGCCCGGGAUGAGGAUACAGGGGAUCUGGAUAUAGAAAACCCAGUUUAUGAGAAAAAGUGCAAUUCGGAUGACCGCCUCUGCAACCAGUUCUAUGGGUUGGUGGCGGGGGAUUUUCGCAUGCGCUGGAACUCCAGCUGUUGCCGUGCUGACCGCUGCAUCACCAAGGAAAUUAUUGUACAAAAGGCAUCUUUGGAGCCUAACGGGGUUCGUUGCAAUUCAUGCUUCGCCCGUGGCACUAAUGUGUGCCUGAACAAAACCGAGGUGGCCUGCACUGGGCGCCUGGUACACUGUAUCCACUUUGUCACCACUGCGAAGAAAGAGGAAUUCAAGGACGAGCAGGUGGCCUUUACAGGAUGUGCCACCAAGAACAUGUGUGACAUGGGAGCUGUGGCGCUCUUCGCUGCAGGCCGCAACGUCAACGUCAAGAACAAUAUGUGCAGUGGUGCACCGGGAGUCCCCUGCCAAUGUAGCCUGACUAUAUUUGUCCUGGCAGGAUUGUUCUUCCUUGCCUUUUGGUCCUGAUUGUUCUUCAUAUCACUCC